Purpureocillium takamizusanense is the source of this 423-nucleotide messenger RNA. RefSeq lists its product as uncharacterized. Lineage: Eukaryota; Fungi; Ascomycota; Sordariomycetes; Hypocreales; Ophiocordycipitaceae. Gene Ontology annotation, molecular function: acetyltransferase activity. The transcript has a single exon. The record is from RefSeq and is a predicted model, not a curated record. The coding region runs from base 1 to 423 and encodes 140 amino acids.
AUGGCCAUUGACGAGUUUCACGACCCCGAGCCCCAGCAGUCUGUCUACUCGGAUGACCAGGUAGCGGCAUGGCUUCGGCGCAUCUCGCUGCCAGCGCAGUACGCCCAAUACAUCAGCACGCCAUCUGCCAUUCCCAAGACCGAAGAGUGUCUUCGCAUCCUGUUCCGCUGCCAAAUUACCACGUUUCCCUAUGAGAACCUCACUGUCCACUACUCGCCGACGCACCGCGUCGAUAUUAACCCCAGGUCGCUCUACUCCAAGAUGAUGGAGCCGCCGCACAACGGUCGAGGCGGCUACUGCAUGGAAUUGAGCAUCUUCUUUCAUCACAUGCUGCGGGGUUUGGGAUUCCACGUCUACAUGACGGGGGUGCGCAACCGCACGAGGACCGACGGCGAACCCCGGGGCGAAUAUCAGGGCUGGUGA